Molecule: messenger RNA, 1016 nt
Organism: Fopius arisanus
Lineage: Eukaryota; Metazoa; Arthropoda; Insecta; Hymenoptera; Braconidae
Gene: Cox11
Product: Cytochrome c oxidase copper chaperone COX11
Exons: 3
Coding region: 261-947 (228 amino acids)
Cellular component (GO): mitochondrial inner membrane
Molecular function (GO): copper ion binding
Source: RefSeq, a predicted model, not a curated record
UGGCGCUGCAUUCGCAACAUGGCGGUAUCUUCCUAAAACAAAUGUUUAUCGCCGAUAAUGUGAUGUUAAAAAUACGUAUUUUAAUAGUAAUGGAGCGUAAAUAAUUCCCCAAUGUCACACAAAAAUAUCUGCAUGACCUGGAAGUCUGUAUAAACCGAAAAAUCGUCGGUGAUCAAUUCCAAAACGUGAUAGACAACUUGGAGGUUAAUUUGAGUGAUUGUGAAGUUACUUCGUGGUGCAAAAGAUUUAUUAAAAUCAAGAUGUUGUUGAGAUGCUGUCAGUAUGCAACACGAUGCCAGCCUAGGUAUUUUGUCACGAGUGCAAUUAGAAAUUCAUUCACGAGAAAAAAAUCAGAUGCUGAAAUCGCUGCUGAGAAGAAACAGAAGACUGUGCAUUAUGUCACUGCAAUUGGAUUAUUAACUCUUGGUCUGGCCUAUGCUGCUGUUCCCCUGUACAGAUUAUUUUGUCAGGCGACGAGCUACGGUGGUACUAUAAGUACUCACAGGCCAGAAGAUGUCGAUAAGAUGAAGCCAGUGAAGAACAGAGUCAUCAAAGUCCACUUCAACGCCGACAUUGGGGCUGCCAUGCUUUGGAACUUCAAACCACAACAGAGAGACAUCAAAGUGUCCCCUGGAGAGACUGCUCUGGCGUUUUACACAGCGAAAAAUCCAUCUGACCACCCAGUGAUUGGAAUUUCUACGUACAACGUUGUUCCCUUCGAGGCUGGACAAUAUUUCAAUAAAAUUCAGUGCUUCUGCUUUGAAGAACAGCAGCUCAACCCUCAUGAAGAGGUGGACAUGCCAGUAUUCUUCUACAUCGACCCAGAAUACGCCGAGGACCCGCGACUAGAGAAUUGCGACGACAUCACUCUCUCCUACACAUUCUUCGAGGCGAAGAAGGGAUUGCAAUUGCCUGUACCGAGCUACAUUAAAAAGCACAUUGCUUAGUGCAAGUAGUCUGUGCUUUGGUGGAAAUUGUACAGAAGGUUAUUGAUUAAAUGUUAAACUAUAAUUUAA